AUGUACUGUCUACGAAACCCAUCCGCACGGCGACAGCUCCUCCGGCUCGCGACGCGACGCACCCGACCGCAAACCACCUCUCUCGUACCAGCAGCGCGAUGCAAAUCCGACACGCCGCCGCCGCUGCCGACCGACGAAGAAGCACUCAUAUACCCCACGCCAUCGUCGUCGCGACACACCGACCUCGCCUCGUUCCAAGCGUACGCGCGGCGCACCGGCCUCGACGAGGCGUCUACGGUCUACGUGGGCACGCGGUACGAGUACCUCGUCGCCGGCCACCUCGUGCGGUACGGCUUCCGGCUGCGGCGCGUCGGCGGCGCGCGCGACCGGGGCACCGACCUGGUCGGGACCUGGACCCUCCCGAUGCCUGGUGCUGUCAUUUCUUCUUCGCCGCUAAAGGUCCUGGUGCAGUGCAAGGCCGGGCAGCGCGUCGGCCCGCAGCACGUGCGCGAGCUCGAGGGCGCGCUGGCGGGGGCGCCGCCGGGAUGGGCGAGCGGCCGGCGACAAAGGGCGUGCGGGAGGCGCUGGGGCACAGCCGCUGGCCGAUGGCCUCGGGGCCCUAACCCCAAGAAGCUUAACAUCAUCCUCGAGGAGCUCAAUGUCCCCUACAAGCUGAUCGACAUUGAGAACCCUAAGGAUGAAGAGUUCCGCAAGAUCAACCCCAAUGGCCGUCUCCCCGCCAUUGUCGACCCUAACAACAACAACCUCACCUUGUGGGAGUCGGGUGCUAUUGCUGAGUAUCUCGUCGAGACCUACGACAAGGAAAACAAGCUCAACGCCACUGAUGCCGCUGACAAGUGGCACCUGAAGCAAUUCCUUCACUUCCAGAUGUCUGGUCAGGGCCCUUACUAUGGCCAGGGCGUCUGGUUCCAUAAGUUCCACGGCGAGGACGUGCCCUCAGCCAAGAAGCGCUACCUCGAGCAGAUUGAUCGCGUCUGGAGCGUCCUGGACGACCUCGUCAAGGGCAAGGAAUACCUCCUCGGCAGCAAGCUGACCUACGUCGACCUCUGCUUCGUCCCUUGGGAGUUUGUCGCGCACAGCUUCCUCGGCGAGGACUUCAAGGCCGCCGGCAUCGACGCCGAGAAGAAGUACCCCAACUACUGGGCCUGGUACCAACGCCUGCUGGCCCGUCCCUCCGUCAAGAAGACCUAUGGCCUAUAA
Molecule: messenger RNA, 1161 nt
Organism: Cordyceps fumosorosea ARSEF 2679
Lineage: Eukaryota; Fungi; Ascomycota; Sordariomycetes; Hypocreales; Cordycipitaceae
Product: Glutathione S-transferase
Exons: 5
Coding region: 1-1161 (386 amino acids)
Source: RefSeq, a predicted model, not a curated record